Messenger RNA from Seminavis robusta, 1080 nucleotides. Lineage: Eukaryota; Bacillariophyta; Bacillariophyceae; Naviculales; Naviculaceae. The record is from the annotation of a GenBank genome assembly.
AUGGCGAUACAAUUCCGUGCAUCCACGAAUGUCCUAGGGAUCCUCCUCCUUCCCGUCUUCUCUCCUCGACCUAUCUCGAGCCCGUCAUCCACAAAGAAGUCUGUUUUACGAUUGAUACCCUUGUCGAAAUUUGGGGACGAACUGAGUUUCUUUUCUCCCGCAUUCGACAAGAAACGGUGUUGUAUAAGCCGGGACGGAAAGUUUACUCCCAGCGACGAUAAUGAUGAAGAGCCCUUUGAACUCUUUAUUGUGGAAGAAAACGACUUGCCAGAAGUGGCCCUGUUCAUUGUCAAGGCGUUUGGUGCCGAUGCCAUCAACCUGAGCAGCAAUGAAUUCAGUGCCUUUGAAAAGAGACUAAUCGAACCAGCCAUGGACUUUUUCAAUGGCUACACGGCCGUCACUGCAUUUACCGAAGUUUUGUGGGGACUCCGCAUCCGGCAAGCCGAUCGAGUGGUCCUGUCGUCUGUGAAGGAAAUAUUGGCAUCUUCCGAGGAAGAAAAGGAGGAAGCAAUCGCAGCAAAGAUGCCUGUCACGAAUGAUAUUUCCCCUCCUCAACUACCAGAAGAUAUGACCUACAAGGAAAAGGUCGAAGCUUGCAACCGCAAGUCUCUUGUGCUUGUAUUGGCACGACCAAGUGUCAGUAAUGACAACAGCUCUAGCAAAUGGGAAUCAAUUGACUCAAACAUUGACAUCAUUGCAUCUGUCGAGCUAAGGUUACAGCCAUGCGAUGCCAAGAUCCCCUUUAGUCUUCCAUGGUGGGAUGAAAUUGAACGAAACGCGGCCAGCUUUCUUGGAAUCCCCAAAGACCAGAGCUCCAACCACUUGCAGCCUUACUUGAGCACACUUUGUGUGGACGAAACCUAUCGAGGAAAGCAAAUUGGCCGCGCCAUUGUGAGAUGUCUGGAAGACAUUGCGACAACAAAAUGGGGAUACUCUAAAAUGUACCUUCAUGUGGAUGGAGAGAAUCCUCCGGCGUUGAACCUGUACAAAAGCGAAGGAUAUGAGGAUGUAGGACGAAGAUGGAAUCCCUUUUGGGCGGGGAAGGCAGCCGAUAUUGGAUACUUUGUCAAGAAUCUUUAG